This is a messenger RNA of Cetraspora pellucida, 153 nucleotides long. Lineage: Eukaryota; Fungi; Glomeromycota; Glomeromycetes; Diversisporales; Gigasporaceae. The record is from the annotation of a GenBank genome assembly.
GCACCUAUUAUGAACGAAGAAAACAUAACUAAUGUCAAUACAUCAGAACCAAAAAAUAGGUACACUAAAAAGCAUCUAGGUUUGACUCUUCAAGUCUUAAAAUCAUUACAAAAAAUAACAUCUGACGAAACGAAUGAAGAAUAUUUUAAAAAA